GUAUAUUUUUUGUUGAUGUUUAUUUAACCCACAUAGUAUAUUCUUAUAUUGAUAUUCGUUCUUAAACGCUAAAACGCCUUUUCUUAUUUCGGGGACGGACCAGGCGGAACUUUAAAUUUGUAGUUUUUUUCUUUACGUUAGCGUAAAUUCGCCGCAAUGGCGGAGGUGUCAGCUGCAGCAGUUGGUGCUGGUUCGGAUGUAAACACAGCUGGAAACCCGACAGAAGUCGCCAUGGCGUAUUUACAAGACGAGAAGACUGAUGGAGAAAUGGCGAACCUGAACCUGGGAGAGCUGGACCUCACCACGGACGAGUUCAUCUUGGAUGAAGUGGACAUUCACAUCCAGGCCAACCUGGAGGACGACCUCGUCAAGGAGGCGCUCAAAACGGGCGUUGACCUCCGUCAGUACUCCAAACAGGUGGAGUCGGAGCUGCAGAGGAUCGAACAGGCCUCCAUCAAAGACUACAUCAAGGAGAGUCAGAACAUCGCUCUGCUGCACAACCAGAUCACCGCCUGUGACUCCAUCCUGGAGCGUAUGGAGGGCAUGCUGAGCGGCUUCCAGAGCGACCUGUCGUCCAUCAGCAGUGAGAUCCAGACGCUGCAGCAGCAGUCGGUCAGCAUGAACGUCCGUCUGAAGAACAGGCAGGCGGUCCGCAGCCACCUCAGCCAGCUGGUGGACGAGCUGGUGGUCCCCGGGGCCAUGAUCUCCACCAUCCUGGACUCCCCGGUAACGGAGCAGGAGUUUCUGGAGCAGCUGCAUGAACUGAACAACAAGAUCAACUUUGCCAAAGAGCUGAGCUUCAGAGAGACGCUGGCCUGCUCCGACAUCCAGGACAUCGUGGACCGCCUCAAGCUCAAGGCGGUGUCAAAGAUCAGAGAGUUCAUCCUGCAGAAGAUUUACUCGUUCAGGAAGCCGAUGACCAACUACCAGAUCCCUCAGAACACGCUGCUGAAGUACCGGUUUUUCUAUCAGUUCCUGUUGGCCAACGAGCGAUCGGUUGCCAAGGAGAUCAGAGACGAGUACGUGGACACCAUGAGCAAGAUCUACUACAGCUACUUCAAGUCGUACAGCGGACGGCUGCUCAAAGUCCAGUACGAGGAGGUGGCGGACAAAGACGACCUGAUGGGAGUCGAAGACACCGCCAAGAAAGGUUUCUUCUCCAAACCGUCCCUGAAGAGCAGGAACACCAUCUUCACCGUGGGCCAGCGGGGGGCCAUCCUGAGUCCUGCUGAGCUGGAGGGACCCAUCCUGGUCCCCCAUACGGCCCAGAGGGGGGACAGCAGGUAUCCCUAUGAGACUCUGUUCCGCAGCCAGCACUACGCUCUGCUGGACAACGGCUGCAGGGAGUUCCUCUUCCUGUCCGACUUCUUCAUGGUGGCAGGAAACUCUGGCCUGGACCUCUUCAACAGCAUCAUGGGGAAGACCCUCAGCAUGUUCCUGAAGAGCAUGUCGACCUACGUGUCCGACUGCUACGACAGCAUCGCCGUCUUCCUCUGCAUCCACAUCAUCCUCCGCUUCAGAGCCAUCACGGCCAAGAGGACCAUCCCCGCCCUCGACAAGUACUGGGAGGCGGUGUUGGAGCUGCUGUGGCCGAGGUUUGAGAUGAUCCUGGAGAUGAACAUCCACAGCAUCAGGAACACAGACCCUCAGAGACUGGGAGUCCUGGACACCAGGCCUCACUACAUCACUCGACGUUACGCUGAGUUCUCGUCAGCGAUCGUCAGCAUCAACCAGACGUUCCCCAACGAGAGAACCAACACACUGCUGGGACAGCUGCAGGUGGAGGUGGAGAACUUUGUUCUGAAGAUGGCGGCAGAGUUUCCCUCCAGAAGAGAUCAGCUGAUCUUCCUCAUCAACAACUACGACAUGAUGCUCAGCGUCCUCAUGGAGAGGGCAGCAGAUGACAGUAAGGAGGUGGAGGGUUUCCAGCAGCUGCUGCUGGCCAGAACACAGGAGUUCAUCGAGGAGAUCCUGUCUCCUCCGUUCGGAGGGAUGAUCUCCUUCGUGAAGGAGGCCGAGGCUCUGAUGGAGAAAGGGCAGCUGGAGCGACUGAAGAACGAGGAAGCUCGUAUCACUCAGCUGGUUCGAGGUUUUUCUGCUACGUGGAAACAGUCGGUGGAGUCGAUGAGUCAAGACGUCAUGAGGUCAUUCACCAACUUCAAGAACGGGACCAGCAUCAUACAGGGCGCUCUGACCCAGCUGAUCCAGUACUACCACGGGUUCCACAAGGUUCUCAACCAGCCCACGUUCCGCAGCCUGGCGGUCCGCUCCGAGCUCAUCAACCUGCACCACCUGAUGGUGGAGGUGAAGAAGCACAAGCCCAACUUCUGACCUCAGCGGGAAAAAGAGGAGGAGCUGCUUCAUUAACCCUUUAUCAGGCACAGAACUAUAUUUGGUAAUUUCAGGUGAUAUUUCAAGAAAAAAGUUGCAAAUUUACUAGA
This is a messenger RNA of Centropristis striata (black sea bass), 2441 nucleotides long. RefSeq names its product VPS52 subunit of GARP complex (gene vps52). Gene Ontology annotation, biological process: retrograde transport, endosome to Golgi; Golgi to vacuole transport; lysosomal transport. The transcript has 20 exons. Gene Ontology annotation, molecular function: syntaxin binding. Gene Ontology annotation, cellular component: GARP complex. NCBI's taxonomy places the organism in Eukaryota, Metazoa, Chordata, Actinopteri, Perciformes, Serranidae. Bases 157 to 2331 code for a protein of 724 amino acids. The record is from RefSeq and is a predicted model, not a curated record.